Ctenocephalides felis (cat flea) is the source of this 369-nucleotide messenger RNA. Its product is annotated as probable NADH dehydrogenase [ubiquinone] 1 alpha subcomplex subunit 12. Gene Ontology annotation, biological process: mitochondrial respiratory chain complex I assembly; response to oxidative stress. NCBI's taxonomy places the organism in Eukaryota, Metazoa, Arthropoda, Insecta, Siphonaptera, Pulicidae. The record is from RefSeq and is a predicted model, not a curated record. Gene Ontology annotation, cellular component: membrane. The transcript has 3 exons. The coding region runs from base 1 to 369 and encodes 122 amino acids.
AUGGCAUCGUUAAUUAAAGAUUUAAUAAUGAGUCCUAUUGAACCAAUGAAAAAUCUUAUAAAAAUCAUCAAAUUUAAUGGAGGCAUUCGUAAAAGCAUUUAUACAUUGUACAGGGAUCGAUAUGGAAAUAAAUAUUAUGAAAAUCCAAGAUAUUUCUUUCCAACAAAUAGAUGGGUUGUGUAUGCUGAACAUCAUGGUCUAAACUAUGAUGCAUCUCAGGGUUCUCCCGAGUGGCAAGGCUGGUUACAUCAUCGUACAGCAAAUCCACCAGAAUCCGAUAAUUUACCCCAUUGUUAUUCGUUAGAACAUAACGAAAAUAAAAACAGGAACCAGAGACCAGUAUUAUCCAUAUUCUACAACCAGGCCUAA